Caenorhabditis sp. 36 PRJEB53466 is the source of this 1146-nucleotide messenger RNA. The record is from the annotation of a GenBank genome assembly. NCBI's taxonomy places the organism in Eukaryota, Metazoa, Nematoda, Chromadorea, Rhabditida, Rhabditidae.
AUGGACGCGGCGCUUCUCUCCACACCGCCUGUUCCGCUCGUUCCCCAACCGCCGGAACCGCCCGUCAUUAAACUUUUCAAAGCGGUUCUUGCCCGAUUCUCCGAUGGUCCCAACUUUUUCGCCGUCUACUGUAUCCUGUUCCCAAUCUUCGCCGUCGCCUGGCUCAUCACUCUUUUCCGCUUCGUCAACACGUUUUUGGCGCCGAAAAAGUUGAGUCCGAAGGGCUUGAAGAACGCGUGGAUCGCCACAUGCAUCAGCGUCAUCUUUCUGCAUCUGACGGUCGUCUGGACUGCCACAAAAUUGAUGUUUUCUACGGUUUCCGUCACUUUUGAGGUCGGUUGUGCGCAAAAAGUUAACACUCUUCAGAAAUGUGCUUAUAACUUUGGAAUUACACUUUUUUACAAGAAAUGAGCUAUUACAAAGUUGAUCAGCAGAAAAUUUCCUACAUUUUUCAAGUUUACCACUUUUCAAAACAACCACAGAUUUUUGAGAAAAAGUUUGUGGAGUAGCUGAGCGCGCACUUUAGAAAACUUUAAAUAUCUCGAUUCAGGUGCAUCGGUUCAACAAAGUGUCAAUUGCAAAGUUAUAGAGCGUAAAAUUAUCUAUAAAUUUGUUUUUUAACUUUUGAAAAAUCGCCGCAAUUGACCAAGAUACAAAGGAUUAAAGUAAACUGUUUCGCUUGAGUCAAAUAAUAGUUUGCAGUUCGCCGCCCUGAUCAUCAUAUUCAUCUUCUGCCACGUCUACAUCUGCUCAAUGGCGAUCCUCUGGCAAAACGACGAGUACACUCUCGACAUAGAUCAUUACAUUUGUGUGAACCUGAUCGUCCACUCCCUCUUCCUCCUCAUCUCGAUCCUCCACGUCAUUAUUCUCCUUUGCACCGUUUCCGAUUACUUUCUCAUCUUCAUCGUCGUACUUUUGGCCACCGAAUUGGUCUUCGGAAGAUGCACCGCUCACGCAUGCGUCUGUGCGUACCAUCUCGUCAAAAACCGCAAUUUGCUCGUGUGGGAGAACGGAAAAAUGACGGGAAUGCUGUACUUUGUGCGUGGCGAGUGGGCGUUUAUCGACAAGAGCGUCACGGAUUUCGUCGAGUGUCACACCAGAGACUGGUUCUACUAUAGCAGGAAUUCGGGCGGUGCGCUGCCGUGA